Lepisosteus oculatus (spotted gar) is the source of this 6925-nucleotide messenger RNA. The record is from RefSeq and is a predicted model, not a curated record. Lineage: Eukaryota; Metazoa; Chordata; Actinopteri; Semionotiformes; Lepisosteidae.
UUAAUCCUGUUGACGGGGGGAAGGUCCAGAGAUGAUGUGGGUGGAUCUGCCUCGGCUCUGAAGGGCCUUGGGGUUGUUCCUCUGGGAAUUGGAACCAGGAAUGCUGACACCCGGGAACUGCAAACAAUCUCCUACGAUCCCAACUAUGCUCUAACUGUCAGAGAGUUUUCUGACCUUCCAGACAUCCAACAGCAACUUCUAUCAACACUGACACAAAUUUCUGAAGUCAAACCCCCUGUCUUAGAACCCCAAGGUAAUAAGAAGGAUGUUAUCUUCCUGAUUGAUGGCUCUGAUGGAGUUCAAGAGGAUUUCACAACUAUUCAGGAAUUUCUUAGACGAGUUGUUGAAAACCUUAGUGUUUCAGAAAACAAGAUUCGGGUUGCUGUCGUCCAGUACAGUGAUACUCCCAGGGCAGAUAUCUACUUGAAUUCCCACACAACCAAACAAGGUGUUCUGAAUGCCAUAAAGGGACUGAGACAUAAGCGUGGAAGACAGCGCAACAUGGGGGCAGCUCUUAAAUUUGUCGGCUCGGAUGUAAUUUCCCCUGCACGCGGUAGCAGGAAGGAGGAGGGUGUUCCACAGUUUUUGAUUGUUGUCACAGGAGGCAGAUCCAAUGAUAAUGUGAGAGACCCAGCAACAGUUCUCAAGCAAUCAAGGGUUGUGCCUUUCAGUAUAGGGACUAGAGAUGCUGACCCCAGUGAACUUCAAAUAAUUUCCUUUAGUCCUGACUUCUAUUACCCUGUUGAUGACUUCUCUGGCAUCUACAAUGUCCAACAAAGACUCAUCUCACGCUUGACAGAGUUGUCCCAAGAUGAAAUAUCUAAAGUUCUCCCAGUCUUUCCCACAGUUACAGUGGUCCGAACAGGAGAUAAAAGGGAUAUAGUGUUUUUGAUUGAUGGAACCACUGCUGUUCGCAGUGAGUUCCCAAACCUCAGAGACAUGAUUCAGAGAGUUGUGGAGAAGCUGGAUGUCUCCCUGAACAAGGUGAGGGUCUCUGUUGUUCAGUAUAGUGAUGACCCCAAGGUGGAAUUCCUGCUGAACGAACACUCCUCUAAGGACGAAGUGCGUGAUGCAGUCAGGAGAAUGAGGAACAUGGGAGGGAGUCGAUUGAACACUGGCCGUGCUUUGGAAUACGUCACCAAGGAGAUCUUUCAGAGGUCGGCAGGCAGCAGGAUUGAAGAAGGGGUUCCCCAAUUUCUGAUAGUUGUCACUGGGGGCAGCUCAGCAGAUGAUGUUGAGGCCCCUGCUCAGCAACUGAAGUUAAACACUGUGGCUGUUAUUUCUGUUGGAGCAAAGAAUGCCAAUCCAGAGGAGCUGAAGUAUAUAUCCCUCAGUCCAAAAUACUCAUAUAUCCUGAGAAAUUUCCAAGACCUUUCUACCAUUGAGCAGCAGUUGUUAGCUCCAGUAACUACUAUGACAACAUCAGAUAUUGUAAAGGAAACUUCUGAAACUCCAGAUAUAGUUCUUCCUGGAUUGGGUAAGAAGGAUAUUGUCUUCCUUAUUGAUGGGUCUGACAGUGUUGGAGCUGAUGGCAUUGCCCACAUCCGUGACUUCAUACUCAAAGUACUUCGGCAGCUUGACAUUGCUUCUGACAAGAUCCGCAUUGCUGUGGUACAGUACAGCAGCAGGCAAAAUACAGAAUUCUCUCUGAACACGUUUUCCAGGAAGAAUGAUGUGAUCUCUGCAGUGAGAAAGCUUCGUCCCAUUGGAGGACCUACUGCCAAUCUAGCCAAAGCUCUUGACUUUGUUAUCAGAACUGAAUUAAAAGCUGCAACGGGGGUCAGGACAGCUGAUGCUUCACAGCACUUAGUGGUGCUUACUGGAGGCAAGUCACCAAGUGAUGUCAGCAUUUAUGGCCCAAUGCUGAGGAACAUAAAUAUCGGCUGCAUAGGGAUUGGUACCAGUACUGCAGAUACAAGACAGUUGAGUCAGAUUGCUACCACUCCUGAAGAUGUCCUUAAAGUGCAGAACUUUCCAGGGUUGUCCAAUAUUCAGGACAAGUUCCUCGCAAGACUCAGCGAUACUCCCAGUACAACUAAACCCCCUACGGAAAUUCCUGGUAUGGACAUCAAAGUUGCUGACAUUGUGUUUUUAGUUGAUGGUUCAAUUAAUCUGGGGCGUGACAACUUCAAAUCGGUCAUGGAGUUCAUCCUCAACUUGAUUGACCUAUUUUACACAGAUAACGAUAAGCUGCGGAUUGGUCUGGCCCACUACUCCACAGAUGUGACAGAUGUGUUUUACCUUAAUACUUACAGUAACAAAGAUGACAUCUUAAAUGCUAUUAGCCAGGCAGAAUAUAAAGGAGGAACGCGAAUCAACACAGGCGCUGCCAUUAAGCAUGUUCAAGACCAGCACUUUAUUAAAGCAAGAGGAAGCAGAAAGGAUGAGAGAGUCCCACAAAUCCUAAUGAUUGUGACUGGUGGGAGGUCUCAGGAUGAUGGGAAAGCAGCAGCUUUGGCGCUCCAAUCUGAUAACGUACGGAUAUAUGCAGUGGGAGUAGGUAAUAUUGAGGAUGAACUCAGCAAUCUUGGCAGUGAGUCCACCACAGUCGCAAGGGCUAGCACCUUCCAAGAGCUCUCGGAGCUGAACGAACAGAUAUUGGAAGCGCUGGUCGAUGAAGUGAAAGGCAUAAAGCACUGCACCGGAGUACCAGAAAUUUCCAGAGAGUGCAAGAUGGAGGUCUUGGUAGGCUUUGACGUCUCCAGCGUUGGAGCGGGACAAAACAUUUUUGUAGCUCAGAGAGGGUUGGAGUCCAAGAUGGAAUCAAUUCUUCAACGAGUCUCCCAGAUGCAUCCAAUAAGCUGCUCAGCUUCUCAGGCACCCUCUGUGCGAGUCGGCUUGGUGGCUCUUAACUCUGCAGGGCAGCAGGUUGGAUUUGAUUUAAGCGAGUACAAGCCCCAGCUCAUCGAGUCAUUCAAAAACCUCCGUUCCAGAGGGCCUUACAUCCUGAACACAAAGACCAUUGAUGCUUAUCGUAGCAUGUUCCAAAGCAGUGGGACACAAGGAUCUGUCAAGGUUGUGAUUCACCUAACAGAUGGUCUCGAUGAAGCAUACGCUCAAAUGAAAGAACGCAUAGACACGCUCCGAUCUUCAGCUGAUGUGAGUGCCUUCAUCCUGGUUGGCCUGGAGAGAGUGUCUGGAUUUGAGGAUGCAGUGCUGCUGGAGUAUGGACGUGGCUUCCGAUACACGAGGCCGCUACGCCUUAACCUGCUGGACGUGGACUAUGAGCUGUCUGAAGAGCUGGACAACAUAGCAGAACGAGAAUGCUGCUUAGUCCCCUGCAAGUGCACUGGACAAAGAGGGGAUAGAGGACCUGUAGGAAUCGUGGGACCUAAGGGAGGACCAGGCGGGCCAGGUUACAGAGGACAUCCUGGUGAUGAAGGUGGACCUGGUGAGAGGGGACCCCCAGGUGUGAAUGGGACACAAGGAUUCCAGGGCUGCCCAGGACAGAGAGGCAUAAAGGGUUCCCGCGGAUACUCUGGAGAGAAGGGCGAUUUUGGAGACAUCGGUCUAGAUGGAAUCGACGGGGAAGAGGGUGUCAGUGGGGUGACAGGACCUCCAGGAGAAAGAGGGAGCCCUGGUAGGAGGGGUCCAAAAGGGGUUAAAGGAGCAGGAGGAGAAAGAGGAGAAACAGGAAUUAGAGGAGAUCCUGGUACCCCUGGAGCAGAUAACCCUCAGAGAGGACCAAAAGGACAGAAGGGAGAUGUUGGACCAAUGGGAGAUCCUGGAGAGGAUGGAGGUCAGGGUGCCACAGGUACAAUAGGACCGAAGGGGGCUGAAGGUAGAAGAGGAUCCCCUGGGCCACAGGGCUUACUAGGGGAGCCUGGACCUCCAGGGCCAGCAGGAGAGCCAGGAAUAAGAGGCACUCAAGGUAUACCCGGACCAGUAGGAGCCCCAGGAAUCAGAGGAGAGGAUGGAAGUCCUGGAGCAAGAGGGCCUGCAGGAUCUCCUGGACCCUCUGGUGAUCUUGGUAGAAGAGGACCCAACGGUCGAAAGGGAGAACCAGGAGAACCAGGACCAAAAGGAAAUCCUGGACCACUGGGCCCUCGUGGUGAACCCGGUGAAGAUGGUCGAGAUGGAUUUGGAGUUCCUGGUCCCAAAGGACGAAAGGGCGAUCCAGGAUUCAGAGGAUUUCCAGGACCAAAGGGGCCACUUGGUGAUUCCGGACCAAAAGGGACUGUGGGUCCGAAGGGAAACCGUGGACAAAGAGGAAAUGCAGGUGAUCCUGGUGAGCCUGGACCAAAGGGACAGACAGGAGACCCUGGACCUCAUGGUGACAUUGGUCUAAGAGGGGCUGCAGCUCAGCAAUGUGAUCUUGUCAAGAACAUUCGAGAUAAAUGCCCUUGCUGUUAUGGAGCUCAGGAAUGUCCCUUGUAUCCCACGGAACUGGCAUUUGCCAUUGAUGCCUCAGAGGAUGUCAACCGGGCAGCAUUUAACCGGAUGAAGCAGGUCAUCCUGGCGAUCGUGCAAAACAUCACCAUCGCCGAGAGCAACUGUCCUCGGGGGGCCCGCGUCGCCUUGGUGGUGUACAACAACGAGGUGACGACAGAGAUCCGCUUCGCUGACAAGAUGAAAAAGAAGAGUCUGCUGCAGCACAUCGAGGGCCUGCAAACCUUAGUGACCAGGAAGCAGCGCAACCUGGAGAACGUCAUAAACUUUGUGACUAGGAACACCUUCAAGCGAGUCCGAAGUGGCUUCCUCGUGAGGAAGCUGGCCAUCUUCUUCAGCAACGGGCCCUCAAGGUCCACUAGCAGCCUCAAUGCUGCCCUUCUGUCAUUAUAUGAUGCAGGAAUAUCCUCCGUGUUUCUUACCGCCCGCGAGGAUAGAACCCUCACUCAAGCCUUGCAGAUCAACGACACCGUGUUGGCACAAUUCUUUACUCUCCCAUCCGGAGUACAACAGUUAAACCAGUUGAUUAGGAAAGUUUUCACCUGCCACGUUUGUUAUGAUGUUUGCGCCCCUGAUGAGUCCUGUUCACGAACUGUAAGAGGCCGGAGGUCACCCACCACAGACAUAGACCUAGACAUUGCUUUCCUAAUGGACAGCUCCCAGACCACUCGGCCCAAAGUAUUUGUUGAGAUGAAAAGAUACAUCUCCCAUAUCAUCGACCAGCUGGAGAUCGCCUCAGAUCCCAAGGCAUCCCUCCAUCAUGCUCGAGUGGCAGUGCUUCAGCAUGCUCCUUACGAGUUUGAACACAAUAACAGCAACAUCCCUGUCCGGGUUAAUAUUGACUUGAUGGACCAUGGAUCUAAAGAAGACAUCAAGAACGUCCUUCAGAACAAAGUGGUCCAACUGGAGGGAGUACGUGCUGUGGGCAGCGCCAUGGAAUACACCAUUGAGCACAUCUUUGAGAAAGCCCAACAUCCUCGGGACCUGAAGAUGAUCGUGCUGAUGGUGACAGGCUCGGUGUGGGAGCAGGACGAAGCAAGGCUGCUGAGGAUUGCAACAGAGGCCAAGUGCAAAGGCUACUUCGUUGUGAUUUUUGCUGUUGGUGAAGGUGUUAGUGUCACAGAUAGCCGCAUCUUAGCCAGAAUGGCCAGUGAGCCCACAAAUGUCUUCUUCAAGAGGAUUGAAAAGCCAUCAGAAUUUUAUGAUGAACCUAUUCAGCGGUUUGGCCAGUUGCUUCCGAAAUAUGUCAGCACUGAAAAUGCCUUCUACAUGUCUCCUGACAUUGUUCAGAAGUGUGAUUGGUUUCAGAGUGACCAACCUUGGAAAAUUCCUUCCCAUUUAACCAAACACAGAAAACACCAUGAGAAUCAGGAGCUUCAUACAGAAAAACAAAAAGCCCCUGAAAAAGAAGAAAUGCAUGCAGCAAAUAUCACAUCUAAUAGCUUAAUCUUGAGAUGGAUCAGCCCAGAGGCAAAGAGUGAUUACAACUUCGAAGUGAUUGUGACCAAGUUAAGUGAUCACUCCACUGUCCUGAGAAAGAAUGUGACAGGCAAUGAGCUGUUCAUCAAAGGGCUGGAGUGUGCACAGCAAUACCAUGUGGUCGUCACUGGCUACCUCCAGAACCAGGUCAAAGUAGCAUACAAGGGAAUCAUCAUUACCAAAGAUGAAGUGAAGAUACCAGCAAGUCCUGCAGAGGUUUCAGUGAUUUUGGAAACAGAGCCCCUGAGUAAGCCAGAGAUAGCUAACAAGCAUACAGAUCCAUGCACACUUGAUUUUGACUCCGGAAUGCUGUGCAAAGAAUAUCAGGCUAUGUGGUUCUUUGACUCAAAAAGUGGGAUCUGUACCCAGUUCUGGUAUGGUGGGUGCGAAGGGAAUGCCAAUAGAUUCGAGACUGAAGCCCAGUGCAUUAACCAGUGCUUGAAACCAUCUCUGGAAAAUAGCAUGCAGCAAGUUCAGAUGGAUGAAGUACCAUCAACAGUGGUAGACAUUUGCCAGCUGCAGAAGGAGGAGGGCACAUGCACAAAGUUUGUCUUGAAGUGGCACUACGAUUACCCCACCAAGAGCUGCACGCGAUUCUGGUACGGAGGCUGCGGAGGAAAUGAAAACCGGUUCGAUACCCAGGAGGAGUGUGAAAAGGCCUGUAGUCCAGCACCUAUCAAACCAGGGGUCAUAGCAGCGAUUGAAACAUAAGGAAAAAUUAUUCAAAAGCCAACUUUUACCUCUGAAGAGAUCCGGAGAAUACCAUGACCAACUAGAAGCUAAAGAAAAACCCGAGCCUGCACUGUUCCUGCAAAGAAUGACCCUAACAAAAAUCUUGAAGUAGUCUUUUUUUACAACAAGAAAAAGAAAAUGAAUUGCUGCAUGGGUUUUCUAUUCGUAUUGGUGCUAUAUGUGUUUUUUGAAGGAGUUGCUGAAUUUGUCCAGUAUGUAUUGUAAACUAUGUUCUGGAACAUUUAGAUACUUUCUUUUUAAAAAAUCAUAUUUCUUUUUCAUUCAUGAAGUACAUGUAAUGAGUUUAAAACAUUUUUAUAUGAAU